This is a messenger RNA of Tilletiaria anomala UBC 951, 1047 nucleotides long. RefSeq lists its product as uncharacterized. The transcript is spliced from 5 exons. Lineage: Eukaryota; Fungi; Basidiomycota; Exobasidiomycetes; Georgefischeriales; Tilletiariaceae. The record is from RefSeq and is a predicted model, not a curated record. The coding region runs from base 1 to 1047 and encodes 348 amino acids.
AUGAGUUGCAUCCCGUUUGCAAACGGCGAGGAUCCAGUGCCGUACCGGAGCGCCUGGCUCGAAGACCCAGUGCAGCCAACGUCUUGGCGCCGAGGUCUGGACGUCUGGGAGCUGUACGAAUAUUUCAUGUCCGCGCGCUACCAUCAAGAGGGCAAGAGAUUCCCAUCUUGUCGAGAGCAUUUGUCCUUAGCCGCUGGGUACGACAAAUCUAUAUUCGCACCCUGCUUCUCCAGUAGACUCGGCGAUGCGCUAUUCAAGUUUCAAAAACCUGUCCUCAAAGAAACCCUCCACGAGCGCGUACAAAACGCCUAUGCCACAUGCUACGUGCCUGUUCCACAAAUCUCCACAACAAUCCGAAGUGCCGAGGAGGGCUGCAGCGCAGUGUAUAAUCAAAGCGCCAGCUUGGAUCGGAACGAAGAAUUCGUAGAUGCGACAUUCGAGACGUACGUCGUUGCCAUCUCAACGAAUGCUGCACACGAUGUGUUCGAGAGGGAGGUCGACCUAUUGGGCGGCCAGCUCACCCGCGAGCCAACGCGCUGCGACUCACAACGAAGCACCUCCCUGACCACCGAGCCAGCACGUGAAGUUCCCGUCUCGCAGCGCCUCGACCCGUCGGUGCUCGUUGGAAACAAGAUGAACACUAUCCAGAAGUAUCUGAUGAAGUUCCACAAACUCAAUCUGCCGUCCGCCACACACUCUCUCACAUUCCUCAAACGAUGGUCCAAGGCAGGAGAUGCCGAGCUGGCAUUCGGCGCGGCUGCUGAUUUCAGGAGCAGGCGAACUCGGUAUGGCACGAGGUACAUCUUGGGCCUGGAGGGUAUACUCGAAAGCGACAUUAGCACGCCAGAGAGCCCAGAUGCGCUCAAGCACAUGUCUACGACGAUUAGCAAACAGACGGCAGAGUAUCACAAACAGGCCCAACUGGAAUACGCGACGUUCAAUGCGUUGUUUGACAUAUUUCAUAGAACAGGCCAGUUGACUCUCUCCGCUUCCCUCCCUGUGUCAUCGCAUACUGACAAGCAGGCAGUAUCAUCGACCAGCUUUUGA